Salvelinus fontinalis (brook trout) is the source of this 3920-nucleotide messenger RNA. RefSeq names its product beta-chimaerin-like. Lineage: Eukaryota; Metazoa; Chordata; Actinopteri; Salmoniformes; Salmonidae. Gene Ontology annotation, biological process: positive regulation of GTPase activity; regulation of small GTPase mediated signal transduction; signal transduction. The record is from RefSeq and is a predicted model, not a curated record. Gene Ontology annotation, molecular function: GTPase activator activity.
UGUACCGGCUCCAGCAGGAAGCUCCUCGGCCCAAGAGGAUGACCUGCCCUCAGGAGAUGGAGACCAGACCCAAAUAUUACGGCAGAGAGUUCCAUGGCAUGCUAUCGAGAGAGUGUGCAGAUGAGCUACUGGGAGGAGCAGACGGGGCUUACCUCGUCAGAGAGAGCCAGAGACAGCCAGGGACACACACCUUGGCCUUAAGGUUUGGGCACCAGACCCUGAACUACAGACUGUUCUAUGACGGGAAGCACUUUGUGGGGGAGAAGCGCUUUGAGACGGUCCAUGACCUGGUGACGGAUGGCCUCAUCACCCUGUACAUCGAGACCAAGGCAGCAGAGUACAUCGCCAAGAUGACCACCAACCCCAUCUAUGAACACCUGGGCUACACAUCCCUGCUGAAGGACAAGAUGGGGCACCGGCUGAGCCGGGGACGCACUGAACCCCGUAGGGUCACCUUCCAGAGAGAGGACAGUAAGAUCACCACUUCUCCUCUGGUACGGCACAGCACCCUGAAAGACUGCCCCUCCGAGAAGCAGAGCUCCUAUGACAAGAUCCACAACUUCAAGGUUCAUACUUUCCGAGGGCCUCACUGGUGCGAGUAUUGUGCCAACUUCAUGUGGGGCCUCAUAGCCCAAGGGGUCCACUGCUCAGACUGUGGGCUGAACGUACACAAGCAGUGUUCCAAGCUGGUGCCCAGCGACUGUCAGCCAGACCUGCGCAGGAUUAAGAAGGUGUUCAGCUGUGACCUCACUACCCUGGUCAAGGCCCACAACACCACACGGCCCAUGGUGGUGGACAUGUGUAUCAAGGAGAUAGAACUACGAGGUCUGCAGUCUGAGGGCCUCUACAGAGUGUCUGGCUUCUCAGAGCACAUUGAGGACGUGAGGCUCGCCUUUGACCGAGAUGGCGAGAAGGCAGACAUCAGUGCCAAUGUGUACAACGACAUCAACAUCAUCGCUGGAGCUCUGAAGCUCUAUCUGAGAGACCUGCCCAUUCCAGUCAUCACAUUCCACGUGUACUCCAGAUUCAUACAAGCUGCAAAAAUUCCCAACCCAGACACCAGACUGGAGGCUAUCCACGAGGGGCUGCUGCAGCUCCCGCCAGCCCACUACGAGACCCUACGCUACCUGAUGAUGCAUCUCAAGAAGGUCACCAUGUUUGAAAAGGACAAUUUCAUGAAUUCUGAGAACCUGGGGAUUGUGUUUGGUCCGACGUUAAUGCAGCCGCCUGAACAGAACGCCCUGGCCACUCUGAACGACAUGAGGCAUCAGAAACUCAUCAUACAGCUCCUGAUAGAGCAUGAAGAUGUCUUGUUUUGAAGGACUGGAGCCCUGUCUGUUGCUGGGCAGGUAGGGCUGGAGCCCUGUCUGUUGCUGGGCAGGUAGGGCUGGAGCCCUGUCUGUUGCUGGGCAGGUAGGGCUGGAGCCCUGUCUGUUGCUGGGCAGGUAGGGCUGGAGCCCUGUCUGUUGCUGGGCAGGUAGGGCUGGAGCCCUGUCUGUUGCUGGGCAGGAAGGGCUGGAGCCCUGUCUGUUGCUGGGCAGGAAGGGCUGGAGCCCUGUCUGUUGCUGGGCAGGAAGGGCUGGAGCCCUGUCUGUUGCUGGGCAGGAAUAGGAUGUUUGAUUUACUCCAUACCAGAGGAAUCUCAGGCCAUCAUGUCUGUCAUCAUAUGAAGUGGCAAAAUUCCUAAAUGUUUCUAUUGUGGUCAGAUUUGCGCUUCCAUUGCUUCUCUCCCAUAAGCAUGACUGUAUCAGUUGAAGUUGAGUCUGUGGUACGUCAGUCAGACAUCAUGUCUUGUUACAGUAAGGUCAAAGGUUGUCACAUUCUGCCAUAUUCUCCUUAAGAGGAACAAGGUAUUGGAUACGUCCCAAAUGGCACCCUAUUUUCAUUACUUCUGAACCGGCCCCAUAGGGCUCUGGUUCACAGUAGUGUGCACUAUAUAGUGAGUAGGGUGCCAUUUUAGAAAAAGCCAUUGAUUCCAGCAUUUCCACACACCUUUCAUGGCGUCAAGUAGCCUAGCGGUUAGUGUUGGGCCAGUAAACGAAGGUCGCUGGUUUGAAUACCCGAGCCGACAAGGUUAAAAAUAAGUCAAUGUGCCUUUGAGCAAGGCACUUAACCCUAAUUUGCUCCAGGGUCGCUGUACUACCAUGGCUGACCCUGUAAAACAACACAUUUCACUGCCCCUUUCCGGUGUCUGUGACAAUAAAAACACGUUUUCAUAAAUCUAGCAUCAUCACACUAACACAUUCUUCCUGGUUGAUGUCUGUCUGUAUAGUGAUUGUCUGCUCAAGUGUGUUCGUUGUGUGCUUAUUGGUUAAUGAGUCUCAUGACUCAGAGACUAUUGACUCAGUAACUGUGUGAUCCUGUAGGGUGAGAUAUGGAUGGAUGGUCUAUGUAUGAAGCACUGUGCAGAUCAAUUUAUUUUGUGAAGAUUUUUUUUUGCAAAAGUUUUCAGCAUCAUGUGCUUUUUAUCCCCUGAAGCUGAUAGGUUGUCAAGGAUCUGCGAUAUGUUCCAUUGUCAAAAUACAUCAAAACCCUAAAGGAAUUGGUAAACAGAGCAGGUUAAACUUAUAGGGAAAUGCUUAGAAACAUAUUUUGAGUGGCACUGUUGAAGUUCCAUCUGCAACUGUUUGCUGGUACUAGAAAAAUAGGCUGAGUUAUAGUAUAUGGUUUGGGUGAAAUGUGUCUGAGCCUAAAUGUUUACAGAACUUUUGAAUCAAACUUCCCAUUCUUUUAAAUUGACACAUGGAAUGGGUAAAUUAAUGAAUAUAAUAUAUAUAUUAAUAUUCAUACUUACCAUGGGGAAUACCAUGGGGUAAUAUAUAUACAUAUACACACACUGAACAAAAAUUUAAAUGCAGCAUACAACAAUUUCAACAGAAUUUACUGAGUUACAGUGCAAAUAAGGAAAUAAAUGAAUUAGGCCCUUAUCUAUGGAUUUCAUAUGACUGGGCAGGGGCGCAACCAUGGGUAGGCCUGGGAGGACAUAGGCCCACCCACUUGGGAGCCAGGCCCAGCCAAUCAGAAUUCGUUUUUUCCCCCACAAAAGGGCUUUAUUACAGACAGAAAGACUCCUCAGUUCCAUCAGCUGUCCGGGUGGCUGGUCUCAGACGAUUCCGCAGGUAAAGACGCCGGAUGUGGAGGUCCUGGGCUGGCAUGGUUACACGUGGUUGUGAGGCCGGUUGGACAUACUGCCAAAUUCUUUAAAAUUAUGCCGGCUUAUGGUACAUUCAAUUCUCUGGUGGACAUUCCUGCAGUCAGCUUGCCAAUUGCACGCUCCCUCAAAACUUGAGACAUCUGUGGCAUUGUGUUGUGACAAAACGGCACAUUUUAGAGUGAACUUUUAUUGUCCCCAGCACAAGGUGCACCCGUGUAAUGAUCAUGCUGUUUAACCAGCUUCUUGAUAUGCCACAACUGUCUGGUGGAUGGAUUAUCCUGGCAAAGGAAAAAUACUCACAGGGAUGUAAAUACAUUUGUGCACAACAUUUUAGAGAAAUUAGCUUUUUGUGCAAAUGGAACAUUUCUGGGAUCUUUUAUUUCAACUCAUGAAACAUGGGACCAACACUUUACAUGUUGCGUUUAUAUUUUUGUUCAGUAAUAGCUACUCGUAGACUGCCAAACAUCUAGUCUGGGUAAGGACUAGACCUCAUAGUGUUCUGCCACUAUUUGACACAUACUAAAGUCAGGAAACAUGAAGUCUAAAUGUUCAGCCUAUAAAACUGCCUGGAGCAGCUAUAGGUGCUGUGGAACUCACCCACUCAAAACAACGUCAUGGCGACAGAGUUUACACAUUCUCUGUUUUCCAUUAUUGAUAAUAAUUGAAAUCCUUUCUACGAAUCCAUUUUAUUAAAAGUAUUUUUGUGAUGGGUGCAAUUAAGAUUGUAAUUUAUCAAAUGCUGAUUUAUUAAAAGGAUGUAAAAUGA